Phytophthora infestans T30-4 is the source of this 414-nucleotide messenger RNA. RefSeq lists its product as uncharacterized. The record is from RefSeq and is a predicted model, not a curated record. The transcript is spliced from 2 exons. NCBI's taxonomy places the organism in Eukaryota, Oomycota, Peronosporomycetes, Peronosporales, Peronosporaceae. The coding region runs from base 1 to 414 and encodes 137 amino acids.
AUGUACAAGGAAUUUGCCGUCGAUUUGAGUCAUGCGCAGGCUGUCAAAGUCCUGCAUGGCAAACCCGUUCGUUUGAGCCACUCCCAGUUGAACAAAGGUCAUUCGCAUUAUUUCCAUCCUGAGAAUUACAAGAAACUUGUAAAAGCGUAUGAAUCUGGAAAAGGAACAACAUUACAUAUGUCUCAUGGCGAAGUUCUACGUACUCAUCAAUCAGGCCUUAGUGCUAGCGCUGCAUGGACUUUCCUCAAGUCAAAUUGGAAGCCAAUCACUUCCGGCCUUCUGGACGGCAUUGCUACCGCGGCUGGACCUGAAGCUGCUCCAUUGCGUGGAUUGGUGAAAGACGUUAGUGGAGUUGGAAUGGCUCCUCCCAUGACUCGUCGUCGUAUUAAGGGCGGGAGCUUUCGAUUGGGAUAA